AUGAGAUCAGAACUGCAGAUUUCAACCCUCCUGGUCCCUCCGCCUGGUCCCGCGCUGCGCCGACCGACACCUUCCAACCCCGCUCCAUCAUGCAAUCCUCACGUAUUCAACGACGCCAUGGAUGUUCGCACUAUGAUUUUUGUGAACGAGCAAGGAUGUAGCCCCGAGAGCGAAUUCGACGAAGAUGACCCACGAAGUUGGCAUUGGGUUUUUUAUGAUGGCCGGGCGGACAAGCAGAUCCCCAUCGGGGUAAUACGAUUAGUCCCGCCACCGCACCCGUCUCAUGAAACCCUUCUUAGGGACAGCGGUGCAAGUCAUCAGUUGGAACGUCACGCCGAACCCGAGGAACCGUACGUCAAAUUGACAAGGGUUGGACUGUUGCCGGCCUACCGGGGUAUGGGAUUGAGUCGCAAGUUGGUCGAUACAGCAUUGGACUGGGCGGCAGAGCAUAAGCAUGAGGUAGUCUCUGCUGGUUGCAAUAAGCAACCCUGGAAUGGAUUGGUACUGGUCCAUGCGCAAGUCCAAGUGGAGGCAUUGUACGCGCGUAUGGGAUUCGUGACUGAUGAAAGCAUGGGAACAUGGGAGGAAGAGCGGAUUUUACACGUUGGCAUGUGGAAGAGAGUCAACGUACCGCCAUAG
Messenger RNA from Uncinocarpus reesii 1704, 639 nucleotides. RefSeq lists its product as uncharacterized. The transcript has a single exon. The coding region runs from base 1 to 639 and encodes 212 amino acids. Lineage: Eukaryota; Fungi; Ascomycota; Eurotiomycetes; Onygenales; Onygenaceae. The record is from RefSeq and is a predicted model, not a curated record. Gene Ontology annotation, molecular function: acyltransferase activity, transferring groups other than amino-acyl groups.